ACGCCAUCUUGGAAGACAAAAGUAGCUUACUCUAGUUAUAUUAACUCUGGUGGUAACCAGUUGGGCGACAACACCGGAAAAGAAGUACGGAAAUAAACACGUAUCAGAUGGAUUACAACCGGAUAGAAGCCUACUAAAAAUGUAUUUGUCGGAAUCAUUUUGGUUUGUCGGAGCCGUGUCAUUAUCAUUAUUUUGUUGUGUUUCAUGGAAACACUCCAUAAUCGGUAAAGUAGAAUUACUAUUUCUAAAUGAUCCUGUCUUGGGAGGGCUCUGCCCUGCAAUCUGUGCGAGGUACCCUGAUACUAGUUGGGCGUUGUUUUUUGCUGUUGGGACUGUCCUGCUUGGUGGUCUCUUAUUUAUAUCCAUGCCUGAGAUCCGCAAUCUCGUCUGAAACCCCGUUAUCUCAAUAUCAUGAAGAUGAUGAAGCCAAACGGAGGCAAAAACUGGUUAGGGAGGAGCAGCAGAAUAACCUGAGGGAUAAGGCCCAUUUUUAUCAAGAGUCGGUAAUGAGGCCUCGAAUGGAAUCUUCAUCCAGGAAGCGAGAGGACCGCUUUUACCGCAUGACAGGAGAGACCUGGAAACGGACAGAGGGAGAACGCCUUGGGGAAGGAGAAUCACCUGAACUUAGUGCCCAGGUGGAUAUGAAUACAACACCCAAUGAAGAAGCAGUUAAGAAGAGGAAACUACCAGAAAGCGCCACCAGAGACCAUUCCAAACGUGGACUUCCCCUUGAGAAGAAGGUGGUUGUGUUGCCAGAGGAACCAGAAGAUGAUGCUGAAGAGGUUGUGAGGGUGGCUUUGAGAUGUCCAAGUGGAAGAACUGUUCACAGGAGAUUCCUGAAAUCACACAGUUCCUCGAUUCUUUUGGUCUGGUUGCAGAAGAUUGGAUAUCACCCAACAAUCUACACAUUAUGCACUUCCUAUCCAAGACAACCACUGAUCACAGGAACGAAUGUUAGCAUGGAAGAUGCAGGCAUAUUAACUCACACAGUACUUAAUGUUGAAGAAAAGUAUCCUCCCACAAACUGAAGAGCUAAGUUUGUGAUUGUCUUCAUACUGUAUGUGCCAAACUAUUAAUAAGACAACCAAAAGCAACCUGUUGCAAAAUUGUUGACACCUACUUCGUCCAGAUAUAAAAGCAAUUUUAUGUAAUAUCUGACAAUGUACUUUAGAAGUCUAACAAUAAAUACAUUACCCUGUGUCACUGGUUUAGUGUAGUUUACGAUUAAAAGUACUUUAGUUCAAAUACAUAAGAGGAAAUCGCUCAGUAACAAAUAUACAGAGAAUGUCAGGCAACAGUAAACACAAAAAGAUAAGGGGAGGAUCAAACAGUAAAGUAUGAGGUUUCUAGACCUGAAAUUAUACAAUCCCAGAAUGGAAGCUUAAGCAUCUAUUCCCAGAUACCGUUUGGUGAGAAAAGCAUGUGCAAUUGUAUAAAUUAAUACCAUAAUUCACAUGCCCGGCAUUGCCAAAGUAUAUAUAGUUUAUCCAGACUGGGGAAAGCGACUUGUCAAAUUUUUUGCAUCAUGUACAGUCAAUAAAUAGAUCCUUUUUUUUACCAUCAA
This is a messenger RNA of Hypomesus transpacificus, 1564 nucleotides long. It is a transcript of the gene ubxn8, whose product is annotated as UBX domain protein 8. Gene Ontology annotation, molecular function: ubiquitin binding. The coding region runs from base 249 to 1028 and encodes 259 amino acids. The record is from RefSeq and is a predicted model, not a curated record. The transcript is spliced from 8 exons. NCBI's taxonomy places the organism in Eukaryota, Metazoa, Chordata, Actinopteri, Osmeriformes, Osmeridae. Gene Ontology annotation, cellular component: nucleus; endoplasmic reticulum.